Molecule: messenger RNA, 3716 nt
Organism: Hippocampus zosterae (dwarf seahorse)
Lineage: Eukaryota; Metazoa; Chordata; Actinopteri; Syngnathiformes; Syngnathidae
Gene: ap3b1a
Product: adaptor related protein complex 3 subunit beta 1a
Exons: 27
Coding region: 214-3552 (1112 amino acids)
Biological process (GO): intracellular protein transport; anterograde synaptic vesicle transport; vesicle-mediated transport
Cellular component (GO): AP-3 adaptor complex; clathrin adaptor complex; membrane coat
Source: RefSeq, a predicted model, not a curated record
UGUGACACCAGCUGCAUACUUCCGGUACUGAAUGUUAAAAAAAAGUUGGAGGAAAAUCUCAACAGAAGUUUGCCCGCGUCUUAUUAAAGUUCUGUGACGGGUGCCACGCCGACAAACACGACACUUUAGUGGGCCUUCGUUGGGGAAAGUGGGAGUUUAUUUUUUAUUUUAAUUCAAAUUUUUGUGGGAUAAGGAGUGGACAAAGUUUGGAAGAUGUCGACGACAGCGUUGUACAACGACCAAGGUGGAGGAGCGGAGACUGCGGUGGAGGCUGGCCAGGAGAGCACGGCCACGGCGGGGGCCGGGGCCGCCUUCGGACUCUUCAGCGCUGACUUUAAAAAGAAUGAAGACCUUAAAGAAAUGCUGGAGAGCAACAAGGAGUCGCUCAAACUGGAGGCCAUGAAGAGAGUCGUCGGGCUGAUUGCCAAAGGAAAAAAUGCGUCGGAGCUGUUUCCCGCCGUGGUGAAGAACGUGGCGAGUAAGAAUAUCGAGCUGAAGAAGCUGGUCUACGUGUAUUUGGUGAGAUACGCGGAAGAGCAGCAGGACCUCGCCCUGCUUUCCAUCAGCACCUUCCAGCGAGCCCUCAAGGACCCAAACCAACUGAUCCGGGCCAGCGCGCUGAGGGUUUUGUCCAGCAUCCGCGUCCCCAUCAUCGUCCCCAUCAUGAUGCUGGCCAUUAAGGAGGCGGCGGCCGACCUGUCGCCUUACGUCAGGAAGACGUCUGCCCACGCCAUCCAGAAGCUUUACAGCCUCGAUCCCGAGCAGAAGGAGCAUUUGAUUGAAGUGAUCGAGAAGCUCCUGAAGGACAAAAGCACGCUUGUGGCGGGUAGCGUGGUGAUGGCCUUCGAGGAGGUGUGCCCGGAUCGCAUCGACCUGAUCCACAAGAACUACCGCAAGCUGUGCAACCUGUUGGUGGAUGUGGAGGAGUGGGGCCAGGUGGUCAUCAUCUCCAUGCUGACGCGUUACGCCCGCACGCAGUUCGUCAGCCCCUGGAAGGAGGGUGCAUUGUUUGUGGAAAACGACGACAAGACCUUCUACGACUCGGACUCUGAGGAGAAAAAAGAUCUGGCGGAAGAAAAACCUUACAUGAUGGACCCUGACCACCGGCUGCUGCUCCGCAACACCAAGCCGCUGCUGCAGAGCCGCAACACGGCAGUGGUGAUGGCAGUGGCUCAGCUUUACUGGCACCUGGCGCCCAAACAGGAAGUCAACAUGGUUACUAAGUCUCUGGUGCGCCUGCUGAGGAGCCACAGAGAGGUGCAGUAUGUGGUUCUCCAGAACAUCGCCACCAUGUCAAUUCAGAGGAAGGGGAUGUUUGAGCCCUUCAUGAAGAGCUUCUACGUCCGAUCCACAGACACUACGGACAUCAAAACACUGAAGCUGGAGAUCCUGACCAACCUGGCGAAUGAGGCCAACAUCUCCACCAUCCUGAGAGAGUUCCAGACGUACGUGAAGAGCCAGGACAAAGCCUUUGCGGCAGCCACCAUCCAUGCCAUCGGACGAUGCGCCACCAACAUCGCAGAGGUGACCGACACCUGCCUCAACGGUCUGGUGCUGCUGCUGUCCAACAGAGAUGAGGGCGUGGUGGCCGAGAGCGUGGUGGUCAUCCGGAAGUUGCUGUUGACCCAGCCCACCCAACACAGCGAGAUCAUCAAGCAUAUGGCCAAGCUCUUUGACAAAAUCACAGUGCCCAUGGCUCGCGCCAGCAUACUGUGGCUCAUGGGCGAGUACUGCGAGCGCGUGCCCAAGAUUGCGCCCGACGUGCUGCGCAAGAUCGCCAAAACAUUCACAACGGAGGAGGACAUUGUCAAGCUGCAGGCCGUCAACCUGGCGGCCAAACUCUACCUCACCAACUCCAAGCAGACCAAGCUGCUGACCCAAUACAUCCUCAACCUGGGCAAGUACGACCAGAACUACGAUAUCCGGGAUCGCACCCGCUUUAUACGACAGCUGAUCGUGCCCGGCUGCAAGAGCGGCGCCCUCAACAAGUACGCCCGCCGCAUCCUUUUGGCACCCAAGCCCGCCCCCAUGCUCCAGUCGGCUUUCAAAGAUCGAGAUCGUUUCCAACUGGGCACGCUCUCUCACAGCCUCAACAGCAAAGCCACCGGAUACCAGGAGCUGUCGGACUGGCCCGCAGUGGCACCCGACCAGUCCGUGAGAAACGUGGAGGUCAUUGAGCCAGUGAAGGAAUGGGCGCCGCUCGUCGGGAAGACCAAGUCGGCCCAAUCGGACGACAAGUUCUACUCUGAUGAGGACGAAGACAAAAAGGACGACGCCUCUGGCAGCAGCGACGACGACGACGGCAGCAGCAGCAGUGGCAGCAACAGCAGCAGUGAAGGUUCGUCGUCAGAGUCUGGAAGCAGCAGUGACAAAGAGGAUGAGAGCAGUGAUGAGUCCGAUAAGAGCUCCACUGGCUCAGAGAAAAGUUCCAGUGAAUCGGAAAAGAGCCCUCACGAAUCCGAACAGAAGAAAAAGAAAAUGACGAAGAAAAAGUCCAAGAAAGCCCAGGCGGAGAAACGCCAGCAAAACACAUCUGACAGCGACUCUGAUAAAGAUAGUGACGAGCCCAUGCAGGAAGGUAGCAGCUCAUCGGACGAAAGCUCCUCGUCAGAGUCUGUUUCGGACUUGGACUCUGUUUCUGCCGCGAAGCAACAGAGGAAGAACAACCUCCAGCCCAAACCCAAGGUGGAAAGUACGCCCGAGAAGGAAGUCUCCUUGCUGGAUCUCGACGACUUUUUCCCAGCGCCCACAAACACAACCAAGUCCACGGUGCUCUCCUCCAGUUUGCGGUCUGACCUGGAAGGACUUUCGCUCUCUGCCGUCUCUGCCACCACCACGCCGGUGACGAGUCCGUCUUUCGGGCCGGUGAAAAGCUACGAGUUGCUUCACCACAUGACCGGUAAGGGCCUGUCUGCCAAGUACCACUUCCCCCGCCAGCCCUGCUUGUACGGGCGCAGCAUGGUGGCCGUGCAAGUCACGUUGACCAACGGCUGCGAGCGCCCCCUGGAGGAGAUCCACGUCGGAGAGCGGAGCCCCGUUGGCCUGAAGAUUCACUGUUUUAACACCAUCGAGCGUUUGGAUCCGGAGGCCUCUGUGACUGUUUCCAUGGGCGUCGACUUCAAGGACUCCACACAGGCGGCCAACUUUCAGCUGUGCACCAAAGAGGAGCACUUCGGUGUUUCCAUCCAGCCCGCUGUGGGUGAACUGCUGACACCCUACAGCCUCUCGGAGACGGACUUCUGCAAAGAGCAAAGUAAACUCCGGGGCAUGAACGAGACCUCGGCAACUAUCGCCAUGGCGACAACAGGCAUCUCCAAUCAAGCCGUCGCCAAGCGAGUCCUGUCGGUGGCCAAUGUGGGCAUGGUGGCCUCCUCUGAGAGUCAUAUACACAGGUUCGCGGGGCGUACGGUGAGCAGCGAAGUCCUGGUUCUGGUUGUUCUGGAUCUGAAGGAUGAGGCAGGCGACGGCGGCAAGCUGACCGUCAACAGCGAGAAGAGCGUCAUGGCGUCCAUGUUGCUGCGAGACCUCAAACAGGCCCUCACCCAGGCAUAGAGAUCAGCUCCGCCAUAUUUUUUUUCCUCUUAAACCAGUUCCAAGCCACAUUACAAAAAAAACAUUUGCUAAUAUUUCGUAUGACGUAUUAGCAUUGUCCGCAAAAGCAUUGCAGUAAAUGUCCUUGAAAACACACUUUCAACAUAAAACUAUCUAGCCAAGUG